UCCUUCUCCUGCAGCCGGAAUUAGCAACUGGGGAUGGAAAGGCAGUUCUGGGGGUUGCAGCUGGAGGCAUCUGAAAUGGAAAGUUCAAAUCAACACUGGGUGGAAACACUGUUUUCUCCUCAUUUCAGCCAGGAGGAUUUUUUAAAUCAGACCCAUCAGCCUAAGCCAUUGAUUUGUGAAAAGUUGAAGUUAGAGACAGCAAGCAAAAUGAAAGAACUCUACAGUAUGGCAAUGACCAAGUUUCAAGAAGAAAGGAAGUUCCAUACCAAGGACUCUCCUUCCAAACUUGUAAAAAAGCAUGAGCCAAGCUUAGUGGGGACAAAGAUAAACAAUUUAAAGGAGGAAACAGAAGGAGAUACUGCCUGCUGGGGAUCCCCUAAUUUAGAUGUUGGAUCUGAAGGCAGCAUUGCGGAAACAGAAGGCCAUUGUAUCUGGAAUGCAAAGGAAUUUGCAACUUUAAGAGAAAAGAUGCACAAGGAGCAUUUGGAAAGCAUUUUUUUAAAACUUCAGCUGUCCUUCUUAAAGACAGAGCUGUUAGAACUUAAAGCUAAAUGCAAAAAAUUAGUGGCAGAAUUUAAUCAAACUAAACAACAGUUGAGCAGUUCCAGAAAAGAGACUCUUUGUAAGACUGCCCAGUUAGAACAGAUUCAAAACCAAAGUUGCAAAAAAGAUUUUGAGAUUGAAGCUUUACAACAAGAACUAUAUGAGAAAUCAGCAUGCCUCAGAAGCCUAAAUGCAGAUUUGCAGCAAGCACGUGGAGAAAUUCUGCAUUUAAAUCUGCAGGAGAAAGAGUUGCAACAAGAGAUAAAGAAGCUAAAAGAACAUCAGCAUUUUGAAAAUAAGUUAUCCACAGAAAAGGUGAAACUCUGCUGUGAUGCAGAAAUUAGAAAAAUACGGAGAGAGCUGGAGGAUGCUAAAAGGGAACUGGAUGCAGAAAAAGCCACACAUGCCCAGAAUGUUAAAGCUUUAGAAAUGCUUAAGAAACACUUUUUGGCCCAGCCAUCAUCUGACCUAGCUGAAAAUCUGAGGAUCUGUUUUCUUUAACAGAAAUGAAAUUUUUUUAAAAAAAUGAUUGCAAGUCUCUAAUUCAUUAUAGUUUUUGUUUUGUUUUAGUCUGGGGAACUUUUAAAAUGCACUGAUCUGCGAUGACAAAACAGCAUCUUUUUUCUUCAAAGAGUCUUGUUUUGGGGGAAUUCGGAUUUGAUUCCAUCUCAGAGAACCCUUGUGAGUCUUAAAGCCACAGGCCUCUAUUGUGUCAUCUUUUUGCAAUACUAGCCAGCUUUUUUUUUCCACGAGAGAACAGCUUUGCCAAGGAACACUAGUUCUUAUUGAGAGAAUCAUGUCUGGGAUGCUGAGUUUCAAUGAACCAUUUUAUAUCCCUCACUGUUUAUUGUGUGAACUCACAAAGGGAGGAUAAACUAGUUUUUAAAAUGCUGUUAUUUGCCUGUAGAUGAAAUUGGUAACAUUAGAGAGAUCAUUCAAUUAAAAUACUCUAUCAUAGCAUUAAAUA
This is a messenger RNA of Eublepharis macularius, 1510 nucleotides long. It is a transcript of the gene CCDC160, whose product is annotated as coiled-coil domain containing 160. The record is from RefSeq and is a predicted model, not a curated record. Lineage: Eukaryota; Metazoa; Chordata; Lepidosauria; Squamata; Eublepharidae. The transcript has 2 exons. The coding region runs from base 34 to 1044 and encodes 336 amino acids.